GACUUCAGUCGUGGCAUUUGGUUUGGCGAGCUUUAUUAGGGCUCUCUAGGACUGGCACGACUGAUUGAUUUCACCUUCUCCUUCUUCGCUAUUGUAAUCUUGAAAGAGGUUUGAAGAAUCAAGAUUCACAGAGACACCCAUAAACUGCAAAGAUCAGCUCGCCUAAAUUGAUUUGAAUUCAAUUGGUUUCGCCCUGUAAAUACAGAUUAAUACGGAUUAUUAAUUAAUUAAUUCUCCGAUUAAUACCAGAUUCCAGUGGUGUGGUGUGGUGUGGUUGGAAUUAGGAUGGGGACAAGGUCCCAGCAGCAACCAGGACGAGAGCGAGCAGGGCAGGACGACGACGAAAUGGCCGGGGGUCAGUCCGUGUCGAUGAGCGGCAGCGUGGGCUCACCCUCCAGCCGCAGUGAGCAGACCAUGGCCACGCCCGCCGGCGACAACAGUUUUCUUCGAUUGAACCAUCCCGACGUUCACGGCGAUGACGCUGGCUCCCAAGGCGCCGUUGGGUCAGUCGCUUCCCUCCCUCCCUUUUCCUUCUGCUUCAGUAGCAAGAAGAAGAAGCGAGGGCAACGAGCCGUGGCAGGUGAUAAGAAUGGAAGAGGACUACGCCAAUUCAGCAUGAAAGUGUGCGAGAAAGUGGAGAGCAAAGGAAGAACCACUUAUAAUGAGGUUGCAGAUGAACUUGUAGCGGAGUUUGCUGACCCUAGCAAUGCUGUUACAUCCCCCGAUCAGCAGCAACAAGAUGAUGAGAAGAACAUCAGGCGAAGGGUAUAUGAUGCCCUGAAUGUUCUUAUGGCAAUGGAUAUUAUAUCUAAAGAUAAAAAAGAAAUACAAUGGAAGGGUUUGCCUCGUACAAGCCUGAAUGAUAUUGAAGAACUGAAGACCGAGCGCAUGGGAUUGAGGAAUAGGAUCGAAAAGAAAUCUGCAUAUCUGCAAGAGCUGGAGGAACAAUACGUAGGUCUUCAAAAUCUGAUACAACGGAAUGAGGAAUUAUACCACACUGGAGAUGCGCCCAGUGGAGGCGUGGCAUUACCUUUCAUUCUUGUGCAGACUCGCCCUCAUGCAACUGUUGAGGUGGAAAUAUCAGAAGAUAUGCAGCUGGUGCAUUUUGACUUCAAUAGCACCCCAUUUGAGCUCCAUGAUGAUAAUUAUGUUUUGAAGGCAAUGAAUUUUUGUAAUAGGCAGCAGAGUGAUGAUGCGACACAAAACUUAACAGUAGAUGGAGGCGAAGGUUGUAGCAUGUCAGGGAUGUAUCAGCCACAGAUCCCUCUUGCUUCAAUGAACACACCAGUUAGAGCACCGCCCAUGUCACCGCCCCGUCCCGGAAUACUGAAAUCACGUGUCAAGCAUGAGCACCAUGGACAAUAGUGUUAGCAUAUGUGUAUAUUGUGGAGAGUAGUUUGCCGGAAGUGAAUAGGUCAUCCCGCACCCUCAUGAUUGUCGUUGGUAGAUAUUGCCAUAAGUUGGAUGUAGUUUAGGUUGCAAAGAAGCAGAUGAGUCUUGGUUGGUUUGAUAUAACUCGGGAGGAUGUUGGCUGUGGCAAAUGAGUUGCUUUGCAUUGCAUGUCCAAUAUGUGCUAUUGUAAUUUGUAUCCCAUUCUUUUGCCAGUUUUACUGUUUUUAGGCCUCCGUUCCGUCGUAGUAGAAUUCAAAGUGGACUGUGUAUGUUGUCUGAUGAGAAUUGUUCACCUACAAGAUUAGAAUGAUACGAUUGAUUCGACAGUUUCUUC
Messenger RNA from Malus domestica (apple), 1726 nucleotides. NCBI's taxonomy places the organism in Eukaryota, Viridiplantae, Streptophyta, Magnoliopsida, Rosales, Rosaceae. The record is from RefSeq and is a predicted model, not a curated record.